Amphimedon queenslandica is the source of this 336-nucleotide messenger RNA. Its product is annotated as THAP domain-containing protein 10-like. Gene Ontology annotation, cellular component: nucleus. Lineage: Eukaryota; Metazoa; Porifera; Demospongiae; Haplosclerida; Niphatidae. Gene Ontology annotation, biological process: regulation of transcription by RNA polymerase II. The transcript has a single exon. Gene Ontology annotation, molecular function: RNA polymerase II cis-regulatory region sequence-specific DNA binding; DNA-binding transcription factor activity. The record is from RefSeq and is a predicted model, not a curated record. The coding region runs from base 1 to 336 and encodes 111 amino acids.
AUGCCAAAUCGCUGUGUAGCUUACAGUUGUAGCAAUACUACUAAUGUUGCGGGCAUCAGCACUUAUUAUUUUCCUAAAGACAGUUGUUUAAAGAAGAAAUUUGUUGAUCAAGUUAAGAAAACAAGGGACAAAUGGAGUGAACCAACUGCUCACAGUGUUUUGUGCUGCAAUCAUUUCAGUCAAGAUUGCUUUGAAGGAGGCUUUGAACUUGGCAAGGGAUUUGGGAUUAAAAAGAAAAGGAAGCUAAAAGAGAAUGCAGUUCCAACCAUAUUCAACAGAAAUCAGCGUGAUGACUGUGACUCCACUACAUCCGCAGACAAAGAGGAAAGCGUAUGA